AUGCGGAACACAAAUUGGCGAGAUCGCUGGUGCUUGAUGCGUUUCUCAAUUCAUCGCACUGCGUUGGCAAGGGACCCGAAGCCACCACACCAAUUCGUCAGUUCACCAUCCCAGGUACAAAAAGAUUUCAAGAAGCCUCAUCUCGACCGCCCGCACUUUACGAUUCCUCACGUCACCGGAACGACAUCGAGAUUCUCGGGUCUUGGAUGGCUGCGAUCGUCGCCAUGCAAGACAGUCGCUAAACACAUAUGUUUGUCGCUUACUGCGGCGUCUCUCAGGCUUGUGGAAUCAAUCAAGCGCAGUAUCACAGGCUGUUGGCAACAUUCCACAUGUAUCGGUUCCGGAACAUCCUUGUUUGCGGAACAUUUACGGAAGCACUUCGGCGUCCCAAGGAAGAACAAGGUACGACCAUUUCAAGGACAAAUGUCACUUACGCUGGCAUUGCGGCUUUUCUUCCAAGUAUAUUUUCCUUCAACACCGAAGACACCAACUCAACAACGAGAUGUACUUCCGGCAGUUACGAAUCUUUCGCUCGCCUCGCGUCGAUUGAUGUUCAGGGCAUACUUCGGCAUCGCUGUGUGGGAAGCGCCUGAGUGCGUGCCGGCUCACCCAGCAGUGCGGAAGGGAAAAGACAUGUCUUGUCAAGAAAAGUUGGGAAGGCAUGACGACGAGCUGUCCGUCUCGUACUGCUGGCCAACUGGACGAAGUUCUUCUCUGCAGAUCCGUAUCAUACAGAAGGGCCCUGCCAUGUCAUCAUCGGACCACAAAUCCACGGCUGUUUAA
Fomitiporia mediterranea MF3/22 is the source of this 783-nucleotide messenger RNA. RefSeq lists its product as uncharacterized. NCBI's taxonomy places the organism in Eukaryota, Fungi, Basidiomycota, Agaricomycetes, Hymenochaetales, Hymenochaetaceae. The coding region runs from base 1 to 783 and encodes 260 amino acids. The transcript has 6 exons. The record is from RefSeq and is a predicted model, not a curated record.